Archocentrus centrarchus (flier cichlid) is the source of this 3449-nucleotide messenger RNA. It is a transcript of the gene ppp1r2, whose product is annotated as protein phosphatase 1, regulatory (inhibitor) subunit 2. Gene Ontology annotation, biological process: regulation of signal transduction. The transcript is spliced from 6 exons. The record is from RefSeq and is a predicted model, not a curated record. Bases 249 to 857 code for a protein of 202 amino acids. Lineage: Eukaryota; Metazoa; Chordata; Actinopteri; Cichliformes; Cichlidae. Gene Ontology annotation, molecular function: protein phosphatase inhibitor activity.
CGAUCCGACCCGCUAGUAGAGCUGUUGUUACCCCGCCGCCCAGCCAGUCAGAGAACAAAUAGUAGACAUGCAGGAUCCUGACUAGAUUUCUCCCGAGUUUGAGGACGCGCAUUGAGUUAUGACGGAGCGCAUCAUUAAACCAGAGUCUGUGUUUAGUAACUGAAUCGUAGAAAUCACAGAAUAAGAAAAUCAGCGCAGGAGAAAUAGUUCCAAAAAGCCAGCCCCGGUCUGACAGUCAGCGUGUGGGAAUGGCAGCUCCCCGGCCGAUAAAAGGCAUCUUGAAAAACAAGAACAGCGGUACAAACAAGUCGCUGCCCGACGACCCACCAAGAGAGAUUACAGAACAAGUCCCCGGGCUCUCGGAGGAUGACCAACAGAAGAAGUCCCAGAAAUGGGAUGAGAUGAACAUCCUGGCCACAUACCAUCCACCUGACAAAGAUUACGGUCUGAUGAAAAUCGAUGAACCCAGCACACCAUACAACAGGAUGAUUGGGGAUGACGAUGAUGAAGGGGCACUGAGCGACUCGGACGGCCAAAGUGGACUUGCAGCGGAUGACCUGGCAUCAAAGCUGGUGGCAGCAGAGGGCUCAGAUCCUCGCUUCAUGAAAGAAGAGGAGGAGGAGGAGAGCAGCGAGGAGGAGGAAGAGGAGCUCACUCCCGAAGAACAAGCCAAAAAGAAACAUUUUCAGAUGAUGAGGAAGAUGCACUACAAUGAAGGCCUGAACAUCAAGCUCGCCCGCCAGCUCAUCGCCAGUGAGCUAGAAGAAGACGAAGAUGAAGAGAUGAGGGAUGACACGGAGGAGACGGAGGAGAUCAGUGUUGACCCGCCACAGGAAGCUGAUUCUCUGGACUCAUAGACGAUGCCAUGUCCUACCUUCAGCCCUGUGUGUGCGUAUGUGUGUGUAUUUGUCAGCUCAAGAUCCAGACAGACAAUGCCACUGCGCUCUGUGUUUUUCUUUUUUUUUUUUUUUUUAACACUGAUCAACACAGCAAAACACCGCUUCAACACCCAUAUAACAGCUCUCAACAGCCAUUAACUUCCCAGUCACACAUCUGCCUCUACUUUUCCUUCAAACUGUGCAAUAUGACCUUCAGACACACUGGUUUUCAACCCCCACAAUCUGUACGGCACACAAAAGGCGGCUGUUGCUCCCUCCUCUUCCCUCUCUUGUUGCCAAGAAUUUCUUCCUCCACCUCUUCUGAACUUGCGUCGCACUGAAGGGUGUGAUUCUGACCCUGAAAGGAGGAUCAAGGCCUUUUUAAAAAAAACAACAAAAAAAAAAAAAAAUACACAAAAAAAAUGUACCAGGACUCCCGUCUGGCGGCUCCACACGGUUCCUCUGUUGGCCACAGAGCCAGCACAUCAGCCCCGGAGGAAGCCAGGGGAAACCCCACGACCUCUUUAAAGGCGUAUCCGAGACAUGACGACGGCUCUUUCACUGAUGUCUGAUUUUUUUUUUUUUUUGUUUGUUUGUUUGUUUGUGUUUGUUCUUUUGCUUUAUAACCCACUGCUCUGUUGCGUUGUCUUUCCACAUUGAGUACUGUUUGUGAUAAAAGUUGGUCAAAAUGACGACCAGUUUGUUUGUGUUUGCUUUCAUCUCCAUUCACAUUUAUUAACAGUUACCCUGUAAUGUCGUCCCACUGAAAACUUCAUAUUAGCAUAAUGUUGUUAAAAUAAGUUAGGGGAUUAUAUAUGUAGCCUGCACAGUCUAAAUUCCACUACAAAAACAAUAAAAAUUGAAUGCCUUACAAUGUUGGAAAAACUGACAUUUGAAUGCUGUAGUGCAGUGCUUCUCAAACCGAGGGGUGUAUUGGAGCAGCAUCUUGACUGUGGGGGUGUCGGGCUUUUUGGUUUCUGAAGGGGCGGCAUGAGAGAACAGUUUGAGAGCCACUAUUUAUAGUAGCUCACCAUGAUGCUCUCCCAUAUGGCUAUAGAUUAAUACUUACAUUGGCACUUGGGUUUUCUCCUGGUAUUUCUUAGUUUCUCUCUGUAGAAGCAAGGACGCCAAACCUCGUUUGGGUUUUGCAAACGUGCAUACCUCAUAGCACCAGAUUGAAUCCAGUGAGGAACUUUGACCUGUAGGAUGUCUACUGAGGCACUUUUUUUAGUAAAGCUAAAUUAAAAUUGAUUCUAUCAUUUUGCUCCUCCUGCAUGUUAAGUUAUUUUAUGAGGGAAUAUUGCCAGUAUCACUAUUCCCUUAUUUUCCUGGCCAGAGGAGUGAAGGUAAUUUAAAGGGUGUUUUCAGAGGGACUGUAGUGAAGUCUUGCUGCUGAGGUAAAGCAUCCACUGGGCGCUCGCUGUGCUCUUGCUUACAUAAUUUUUGCCUGUUGCAUCAGAGCUUUGACAGAAUUUGAGAGUACAUUAUUUAGCUUGUGUUUUAAGCUUCAUCCCAGACUGUCUGACUUUUUUGAGUAUCUUGGUGUGAUGCAGCUUGGGAUCUUCGUGGAAAGAGAUGUUGCUGAUGCUACUGACCUUAGAGGAGAUGUCGGAGGUGGCUUUCGAUGGUUUUCGUAAUGUUUGCGGUUCCUACAAGUGUCGAGGAAUUUGCUCCGUAGCCUGACUGAAAGUACAGAGGAAAAAAAAAGCAAAGAUCGGUCUUAAGUUGCGGUCUUAAGUUGCACACUUGAAGUUUCUGUUGCCUGUGAGCUUCUGGAGACUCGACUACACUGUAUGACUUGAGUCUAGUAAACAAAGAGGAUGUGUAUGAAAUGAAAAGCAUGCAGGGGCCUUGACUGUGUUUUGUGUUGUGAUGUCAUUUAUUUUCCUCUGACCCUUUAAUUCCUCACUGUGAUUGGAAGUAUUGAGCUUUAUAUUGUGGAAAUAUGAAAGAACACUGAAACAUUUGGACUUCUACUUAAAAAAAUAAAAUAAAAGUCUUAUAGUUUUUAACAUUAGGUGGCAUUUACUCUACAUGCAGUGAAAGAAACACCUUCUAACAGAAUCUCAGUAUACUGAGCAGGAAAAACAAACAAACUUCCAAGCAGUUAAUUUUCAAAUGCUUCUCAUCAGGAAACAGGAACUCUGAAUUUAUAGACUCAUAGAAGACUUGAGAUGAUUGGUUCAUCUUCUAACUUGGAUAAAAGGACAAGACUGCUUAAAAUCUGACAUGAACACCCCAUAGGUGGUUAUUACCUGUCAAAAACAUGUGCCUCUCACGUAUCUUUGUACAUGUGUGUGAAAUGAAGAGGAAAAGCCCCGUUGUUUGUUGCCCGUGUCUCGGACAACUUUUUUCCCCCUGUUUGUUUUCUAAGGAUGAUAGACUGUUAAGCAGCCCCAUGACUUUGCACUGUCUGUCUCAAAAUGACAUGGGUGUUAAAUCCAUGUGUUUUUUUUUUUGUUGUUGUUGUUUUGUUUUUUUUGUUUUUUUAACUACCAGAUUGCAUGUUCUUUGCAUCGUCAGAUUGUCUAUAUUUUGUUUUCUUUUGUCUCCGACCAUUAAACAGAUGUU